GAUAUGACUGUAACAUGUAGCACGACUCUCAGCCUGCUCAGAGUAAGUACUCGGCUUCAUUUUGCUUUCUACAGAAAUGGGCAGCAACUCCAGGGAUUCACACCAUUGGAUACAUACCGAGUUCACUUCACCCAGGAGGACGACACUGGACGUUAUACCUGUAAAGUCAAAACUUUAACCAACAAUGUAAAGAAGAUGAGCCACGAAUACCAUGUCUAUAUGACAGAGCCGUUCUCCUAUCCCCACAUUGAAGUCAUCCCGAACCCGGUUAAUGAAGGCGAUGACAUGACUGUGAUAUGUAACAGUACUCUGACUCCAGUCUUGGCUGCUUCGUGGUUUGAAUUUGCUUUCUACAGAAAUGAGCAGAUAGUGCAGGAAUUCAGUUCAUCUGAUAAAUAUCGAGUUUCCGUGGCUCAGGUGUUACACGCUGGAAAUUACAGCUGUGAGGUCAGAAUCUCAACCAAUAGUGUAAGGAAGAUGAGUGAUGUGACUCACAUCCACAUAGUAAAGCACCAAAAUAGAUUGCUGUUUGACAUUCUGGCUGUGGGUUUGCUGCUGUUAAAGAUUAUUGCCGCUGUAACGAUGCUCAGAUUUUGGCCCAGACUGACUUCAGGUGUUCUCAUUCCUAACAGACCGGAUCAGUAACUGGGAGAAUUCCUUCUCCUGCUCCUCUUACUGUUUAUAAUAAGCAAUGCUUU
Molecule: messenger RNA, 698 nt
Organism: Pelobates fuscus (common spadefoot toad)
Lineage: Eukaryota; Metazoa; Chordata; Amphibia; Anura; Pelobatidae
Product: Fc receptor-like A
Exons: 3
Coding region: 4-645 (213 amino acids)
Biological process (GO): cell surface receptor signaling pathway
Cellular component (GO): plasma membrane
Molecular function (GO): transmembrane signaling receptor activity
Source: RefSeq, a predicted model, not a curated record